Molecule: messenger RNA, 4392 nt
Organism: Dipodomys ordii (Ord's kangaroo rat)
Lineage: Eukaryota; Metazoa; Chordata; Mammalia; Rodentia; Heteromyidae
Gene: Ado
Product: 2-aminoethanethiol (cysteamine) dioxygenase
Exons: 1
Coding region: 376-1188 (270 amino acids)
Cellular component (GO): mitochondrion
Molecular function (GO): oxidoreductase activity, acting on single donors with incorporation of molecular oxygen, incorporation of two atoms of oxygen
Source: RefSeq, a predicted model, not a curated record
AGUCCCAGCAUGCUCCACGCGGCUUCCGGAACGCCCUGCGGCCGUAGUAGGUGCGGGUCGCAUGAAUGGAGCGCCGGGUUUAAAGCCAAGUUUGGCACCGUCCGCACCACCGGUACCUGCUUCUCGGAGCGUGAGUGCGGGCCGUGAGCCGUGCGCCUGCGCGCUCGGGGGGAGGACGCCAGCUCGGCGCGUCGGCCUGCGACGGACUCGUGGCUGCUGAAGUUGGCGGCGGCGCCGCGCGCCGGACGGGCCGGUAGUUACUGGGCCUCCCGCCUAACGUCCCAGGGGCUGCGGGCAGCCGUGGCGGCCGCCGGGGACCGCAAGGGGCGGAGGAAAGGAGGGGGCCGGCCCCGGCUCGCGGACGAUCCACCGAGCAUGCCCCGAGACAACAUGGCUUCCUUAAUCCAACGGAUAGCCCGCCAGGCUUGCCUCACCUUCCGGGGCAGUGGGGGCGGCCGCGGCUCUUCCGACCGCGGCGCGGCCUCGGGUGCCGAGGUGCCGAUGCCUCCCGGUUUCCCGGAGAACCUGAGCAAGCUGAAGAACCUGCUGACCCAGGUCCGCGCCGAAGACCUGAACAUUGCCCCGCGCAAGGCCACGCUGCAGCCCCUGCCGCCCAGCCACCCGCCGGUCACCUACAUGCACAUCUACGAGACGGACGGCUUCAGCCUCGGCGUGUUCCUGCUCAAGAGCGGCACCUCCAUCCCGCUGCACGACCACCCGGGCAUGCACGGCAUGCUCAAGGUGCUGUACGGCACCGUGCGCAUCAGCUGCAUGGACAAGCUGGAGGCGGGCGGCGGGCAGCGGCCGCGGGCUCCGCCGCCCGAGCAGCAGUUCGAGCCGCCGCUGCAAGCCAAAGAGCGGGAGGCCGUGCGGCCGGGGGUCCUGCGCUCCCAGGGCGAGUACACCGAGGCCAGCGGCCCCUGCGUCCUCACGCCGUACCGGGACAACCUACACCAGAUCGACGCGGUGGACGGGCCCGCCGCCUUCCUGGACAUCCUGGCUCCGCCCUACGACCCAGAUGAUGGCCGAGACUGCCACUAUUACCGGGUGCUGGAGCCCAUCAGGCCCAGAGGGGCCUCCGGCUCGACCAGUGACCUGCCUCGAGAAGUGUGGCUCCUCGAGACCCCGCAGGCCGAUGACUUCUGGUGCGAGGGAGAGCCCUAUCCAGGUCCUAAGGUCCUGCCCUGAAGCCACCGGCCCCUGGGCGCGGUGGGCUGAAGAUGUCCCCUGCUCCGGAUCAGGGCCUGGCUGCCCACCACCCCGCCACAAGGGCUCUCCCCUUCUCCCGAUCUCCUGCGCGCUCUCUGUCUCUGUCUAUCCCUCCCUCUCCCCUCCCUUUUUCCCCUCCCCACACUCCCUUACUUCCUUCUGCUCCCUCUGCCCUCUAGCCUGGGUGUUGGAUCCUCCUGGAGGGACAGGGAUAGUCCAGCUUCCUCAGCAGCCUCUAGAAACUAGAGUGACCGGACUGGUUAUAGGGUCAGGGUGGGCAGGAGGAGGCAGGGUUGUUUUGGGUACUGUCAGCUGCCAUCAAAGCUUUGAUUGGGGAGAGUUGGGCAGGAACUCUCCGAAGCGCUUCCAUCUCAAGCCAUAAUGAAAAUAUUCUUCCCAUUUUCCAUACUGUACCAAUACAUUAAGUGGUGCCCUCCCGCCCCCCCCCAACACACAUCUUUCACUAAAUAGGGAUUGCUUUCUUCUCCCUGCCCUUUCGACCUUUUCGCCCUUACAGUUUUAACUUAUUACUGUGCAUGACCCAGUAGUUUGGAUUGUUUUAGUUUUCAGUUCAUUGGUAAAAACUGGGUUGCCAUGUGAGCUACUUUUUAAAAAGUGAGAUACCCUCACUAUCCUAAUUCCCUAUGAAAAUUAAGUCAUCUGUUCCAGUUUGGGGAUCACCCCCAAGACUUAACUAUGCAUGUCGAGGAUAAAGUUUGUAAUUUUUCCUCCUUUGAUCCUAUAACAUCUGGUUAUUCAGGUGGUGUCUACUAAGAAACCAACACCUUCCUAUUUCAGUGGGAGCUGAUUCCUUACAGCUUAUCGUCCCCAGAAGUCUGGAGUCCAAAUUUGCCAGUUGAGAUAUUUUUUUUUCCCCUUUGGUUGUAGAUUCACCAUUAAUGCAAAAACUAUUAUCCUCAAGUCUCGUUUCCUUUGUCUUAAUAUACUUUAAUAGGUGUUAGGGCCAUUCUAACAAGAAGAUUCAGAGGAGCUGAAUCUGCUAUGCUUCCAAAUAAUUGAAUGUAAGACUCUUAGCCAAGCUGUUGAAUUCUACACCUGCUACUUCCAAUAUCUUCCUGUAAAAAGGUAGAAAAAUUAUGUUGAUGGCUGUUUCAUGUUUUUUCAAGAACUCUAGCAUUCAGAGGGGCUGUUUCCAGCCGAAUUGCUAGUGAUGUUUUCUCAGCUUCUCAGAGAACCAAUGCUGGCUCCAAUGACAAGUUUUCAAUAGAUACAGGUAAUCUAGGCCAGAAAACUUGAGCAUUAACUAUUAGCUGUUUUAAAGCUCCAAAAUUUGGGAUUAAACACUUCCCACUUUGAACUCUUGGAAUGAACAGUUGUGCUAUCUAUACUUUUGUUUUAUUUCUGUCCUUUCCCUAGUCUGAGCAACUUUACCUUGUUUACAAGUGUAUUGACACCAUUUGCUUCAGCCUACGGAGCACUGUUUUCCCUUUUUACUAUUUAUAGGAUUCCUUUUAUUCACAAAACUUUUCAUGAGAACAAACUGUAGAAAUAAACACACUAAAAUUUGGCCAGCUGUCGUCUAAGCCCUCUUGAUUGACUUGCCCCAGUGGCAGUAGUUCUAAUAUUUGUAAAAGGGAGAUUUACUAUUACUGGUGGAAAGUGUUGACUCUGGGAAACCAAUAUGUGCUUUGCCGCUGCAUUAUGGAGGGCAGGGUUUAGGAGUAUUUAUUCCAUUUUUAAUAGUAUGAAGGAGCAAACCCAUGGAGAAUGAUCUUUAAAAAAAAAAAGUAACUUACUCCGCAUAACAUGCUACUAAACCCUGUUGUAACACAUAACACAGGCAUGAUUCAUUAAUUUUGUUCAGGGUUGCUAAAAUGGUAGUUUCACAUUGUGUGGUUUAAAAUUCCUUGGAGACAGUGUGAAGCAGCUCAGCCUGCCAUUCACUUUGAAAACCAGUGGUGAUAGACAAAUGAUUUUCUUAGCCUCACAAGUUUUUUUUCACAGCACAGCAAUGAUUGUGUAUGUCUUUGAAUUACAUUGUUGAUGUGCAAAAAUUACUUAAUGUAAAUGUAGUAUAAUAUAAAGUAUAUUAAACUACUUUAUAGAAACUCAUCCUGAAAACAGGUUAGUAAUAAAAGAAUUAUUAAGGACUUUAUUACCAAGAAACCAAAAAGUAUAAAGUUUUCAAUUAUAAGCAAUUUAGAAGAAAACUAGGUGCUUUUCAAAAGAUUGACUGAGAAAACAAUGUGAUAUCUUUUGGAUCUAGAUCAGUAAGAACAGUGAAAUUUUUGAUUCAUUGAGUAAAUGUUGUAAACAAAAUAACUUGUUUUAAUGAACACAUGCUGAGAGAAUAUGCGCAUAACAAAGACAAAAUGCAGAAGAAAAAAAACCUCACCUCUAUGCAUAAACUAUUAAUCAUAACUGACUUGAUGUUGCUGCUAUUGUGUUUUCAUGUAGUCCUGAAAGGCAGAUUGUUUUAGUAACGGCUAUAGGAUAGAAGUUACCUUCCCGUUGGAAAGACUAAUGAGCACAAUGGUAUUACUUUUCUGUUGAAUAAUAAAUGCAAUAAUUGCCUCUCGUGGAUGAGAAAUUGUCUAAAUACUUCUGAAGCUUUUAAGUUUUCUAACUGUAUCAGUGACCAGUUAUAUCAAUAUGAAAUUUUGUGUACCUACAUAUAUACUACUUUCAGAAAUGAUUAUUAUUAAGCUUGAUUUGAUGGCUUGACUUUAUAACAAAUGGUGUUUAUUAAAGAAAAUGAUAGUCUGCUUUUUAAGCAAUGUGUUUUAUUAAUAAGAGUAAGUUUCCUGAGCUUUCAGCAUGAAUAGCCCUUCUCCCAAAAUGUGUACGUUUUAUUUUCCCACCUUCUAUUGUCACCUUAUAGGUGCCUUAGUCUUGGCUUAUCAGGAGGACUCUGAUGGCUCCUCUGUUGCAAAUGAUUUCUGGAUCUUGUGUGUUUUAAUACUGUGGCCCAGCAAAGAAGCAAUGUAUCUUUAAUUCAGACCUUUUCCCAUUGCUAUUCAAUUCUGUCCUGAGAACAGUUACUCCUGCAACUGCCGGUCUGAAUUCAGAACUCGGGAUCCUGGGAAGCUGCUCAGUUCCAUUGUACUGAGGCUCCCACCAGCAUAGAUGAAACUUUUAAUGAUACUGAAUCUUUGAAUCCAAGUUUACACUUCCCAUUAAAAAUCAGUGUGUUUAUGGAAAAUAAAGAUGUGUUUAAAAUUA